Messenger RNA from Harmonia axyridis, 681 nucleotides. Its product is annotated as attacin-B-like. Lineage: Eukaryota; Metazoa; Arthropoda; Insecta; Coleoptera; Coccinellidae. The record is from RefSeq and is a predicted model, not a curated record. Bases 60 to 572 code for a protein of 170 amino acids. Gene Ontology annotation, cellular component: extracellular region. The transcript is spliced from 3 exons. Gene Ontology annotation, biological process: defense response to bacterium.
ACUUCUUCAAUUCAAAAGUUCUAUCGAUUCUAUCGUUAACGGACUUCUGUUCUAUCAGUAUGAUGUUGAAGGGUGUAUUUUUCCUUUUUGGAGUAUUAGCAUUGGCUGCUGGUGACACGUAUCUGGUUGAAGAUCAGUUUGGAUCAGAGUAUCUUAUGGUUCCAAUGCCUCUUCAGCGACAACGAAGACAGACAUCAGUGGAUAUCAACAAGAAUCCAGGAGGUACGCAGGUGACUUUAGGACAUAAAGGAACUAUUUUCGAAAAUGACAAUCAUCUAGUUAGUGGAGGAGGUUUCGUUUCCAAACAAUUUAGGCCAACUGGUCCAACAACAUUAGGAGGUGGUCUUGGAUAUGAACAUAAACCAUCAGGUUCUGGAAUAAACCUGAGUGGUUCUAAUACUGGUGGAUUUGGAACUGACUUUUCUGCCACAGGAAAUGCCAAUUUGUGGAGAUCCAACAAUGGAAAUACAAGAUUGGAUGCCUAUGCCAACUACGGCAGACAUUAUGGAGGACCAUGGGGUACUGGAAGGCCUAAUUAUGGAGGGGGAUUACAGUUUUCACACAGAUUUUGAUAUAUUAGAAUGAAAAAUAGUCUAUUAUAUCUUCAUUCAUUAAUCUUUCUGUAAACACUGCCAUAAAAUAAGUAUAUUAAACCUAUUCAGGAAUUGAUUUUCAACCAAA